Molecule: messenger RNA, 921 nt
Organism: Cetraspora pellucida
Lineage: Eukaryota; Fungi; Glomeromycota; Glomeromycetes; Diversisporales; Gigasporaceae
Source: the annotation of a GenBank genome assembly
AUGGUAUUUAGAAGAUCAAAUCCUGCUCCUUCUCGUCUGAACGUUAAAAUAUCCGAGACAAAAGCAAACUUAUUUUCAAAACUCACCUUUUGGUGGAUUAACGAUUUAAUGAGCUUAGGUUAUAAACGUCCUUUGGAAAAAGGUGAUCUAUUUGUUUUGAAUGACGCAAGAACUGCUAAAAUUGUUACAGAUAAAUUUGAAGUAAAAUGGAAAAAAGAACUGCUUAGAUUUGUUAGUGAUACAUUAGCAGCUAUUUCACCUUUGAUUUUAAGGUUAAUAUUGAAAUUUAUCUCUGAUGCAUACACCGCCAACCUUAAUAACGGUGUGCAACCAUCUAAAUAUGUUGGCUAUGUAUUAAUCGUUACCAUGUUCUUAAUGGAGAUGGCUUCUAUUUUUUUGUUUAGCUUAUACUUUUAUUAUGUAAUGGAAACCGGUUUCCUCUCUCGUACUAUCCUCAUAACCAUUAUCCAUCGAAAAGCUUUAGUUUUAAGUGAAAAGGCUAGAAGCUUAUUUACUAAUGGGAAGAUCACUAAUCUAAUGUCUACUGAUACUACACGUAUAGACUUUGUGUGUGGUUACUUUCAUAUGAUUUGGGCCGCUCCUAUUCAAAUUUGUAUAAUAUUGAGUUUGUUAAUAUUUAAUAUUGGGUCAUCUGCAUUGGCUGGUUUUGCUUUAUUGGUGAUAUUGUGCCCUAUGCAAGGGAAGGUUAUGUCAUUAUUAGCACGUACUAGAGCUAAAGCUGCUGAUAUUACUGAUGAACGAGUAAAAUUAACACAAGAAAUUUUGUUAGGGAUUAGAAUGAUUAAAUAUUAUGCUUGGGAAGAUAGUUUUGCAGAUGCUCUUAAUAAAUUAAGAAAUAAAGAGAUUAGUUUGGUUAGGUUUUUGUUAACUAUUAGAGCUACCAUUACAGGUGUUUCAAUG